Molecule: messenger RNA, 1378 nt
Organism: Tachysurus vachellii
Lineage: Eukaryota; Metazoa; Chordata; Actinopteri; Siluriformes; Bagridae
Gene: glrx2
Product: glutaredoxin 2
Exons: 4
Coding region: 270-665 (131 amino acids)
Source: RefSeq, a predicted model, not a curated record
AGGAGAAAAGAGAGAGAAAAAUAGCGUGUGAACUUAGCUGCUGUUUUAUGUAACAUGUAAAAAAAGUUGACAGUUUUUUUUUCAGAGGUCAUUAACUUUGUAUAGGUUUAUAACGGUUUUUAAUAGAGUAUGACCUCUGAGUGGUCGGUCAGUAGAUCCCAGUAAAUCUUGUCCAACGAGCUUCCUCGCUUUUCUACAAGCGUUUGACUCAUUAAACCAGUGAAGCUCAUGAACUGACCAGUGACUGUACCUGAGGAUCCUUUUCACGGAUGGGAAACUUCACGUCUGCUGGGAGGUUUACAACCCCGACAUGUACUCAAUUUAUACAGGAUGUGGUGUCUCAUAACUGCGUUGUUAUAUUCUCCAAGACGACGUGUCCAUACUGCAAGAUGGCCAAGAACGUCUUUAAUCAAAUAGGAGCGACGUAUAAGGUCAUUGAACUGGAUGAACAUCGUGACGGCCAACAGCUUCAAGAGGCUUUAACGCAAAUGUCCGGUGCAAAAACGGUUCCAAGAGUUUUUGUCAAUGGACGGUGCAUUGGCGGAGGAUCUGAUACACGGCAGCUUCAUGAACAGGGAAAACUGGUGCCGCUCAUUCAGAUGUGUAACCCGUGCUGCCUGAAUAAUGCUGCAGAGGGAUCAGGGAGUGGGCACGACACUUCAUAAUUAUUCUAUAAUUUAUGCACGAUUUUAGUCCUUCUGCAUACCAGAACUGGAAAAAAGCUAGUGACCAGCAUCAGGCAUUUAUUAUUUUGAUGUACUUUCAUUUAAGUGGUCCUACCUCAGCUAUUUAAUUUUGUAUAGUUUUUAAAAUAAAGUAAUAGUGCAGUCAUUGCAUUUUUCUGCAUACUAUUGCCUCUUACAGUUAGGGAUGUUUAGUGGUUGUGGUUUAAACAGAUUUGGUUAACAUGAUGCACCUGAUGCUAAAUUGCAGAAGAAUUUUGAUCAUCCAAAAAAAAAAGAAAAAGAAUUUUUGCUAUCACAAGGUCAUCAAUUAGAAAGACAAAAUUGAGUGGCAAAAUUCAGCUACAAUGUAUGUUCAGAGAUGCUGCUUAAUAAAAUCCACCUUUGAUUCAGUUCAGAUUCCUGAUAAGGUAACAAUCGCCUCUGUUUGAACCCAGUGCUUAAAUGCUCACUGCAUAAAGAUAACGGAAAGUACAAAGAUCGAAACCAGGUUAAAACACAAUGUAAUGUAAACCAGAGCAACUCAUAUUGUUUAUAUUGCCACUUGGUACUCUGCUGAACACAAACAAGUGUAGACACAUCAGGAAUGUUUUGGGAUUGAACUGAACUGGUUUAUUGACUUUUAAUCUACACAAAAUAGUUGAAUAUACAGUUAUUAUAAAACAAUAUUCUCAUUAAAGACCUGAGUCAUUACA